ACAGCAUCGAAAAGGAAAGUGAAAGCAAAACUUUCAACUUCAAUAAAAUUUGGUGCACAAGCAGGACACAGCAGACAGCACCAUGACUGAGUUUCAUGAAGAACUCAAGCCUGGAGACCUGAUUGAGAUUUUCCGCAUUGGCUAUGAGCACUGGGCCAUCUAUGUGGGAGGCGGUUAUGUGAUCCAUCUGACUUCCCCAAGUGAGUACCCUGGCGCCGGCUCCAGCAGCGUCUUCUGUGUGCUGAGCAACAGAGCCGUGGUGAGACGGGACCGCCUGCAGGAUGUGGUGGGGAACUGCAGGUAUAGGGUCAACAAUCACUUGGACCACAAAUAUACACCAAGGCCUGUGAAUGAGAUCAUCUGCUCUGCAAAGCAGAAGAUUGGUCAGGAGAUGCCAUACAGUCUUCUGAGCAGAAACUGUGAGCAUUUUGUCACCAACCUGAGGUAUGGUGAACCCCACAGCAGGCAGGUGACAAAUGCCCUGAUUGGAGGAGGGGCAACCCUGGGAAUUGGCUUCAUUGCUGUUCUUGGAUACUCUCUUUUAAAGAGGCGAUCCCAAAACCAGUGACAGCCUGAAGGAGCCACAAAUCCUGCAUCUGGGCACAUCAAUGGAGACACCUCACGGCUCUUCUGUCUGCUGGACCCUUGCCCUCAGGCAACCUUGGUUCUGUUUCUCCCCUUCCCUCACUCACUGGCUGAAGGAUGGGCUAAUUGUAUCAAAACCAAAGAAUCAGUAAGUGUAUCUUAAGAAAGGAAUUCCAUUAUAUUUUUUAGAUUAUGAGCAAAAAAGGAAGAAAGGAACAUUAAUUUGGCACCUGUUGGGUUCUCUCAGCAAUUUCUAGCUAAGUGACCUUGGGAAGAGCUCUUGACUCUCAGAGCUUGGGUCCCACCUUCUGUGGGAUUGGGGUAAUGAUCCAUUUCUCAGUGAUGUCAUCAGGAUUCAGUACGGUCAUGUGGAGAGGACACUCCGUGAUGUCUGGUGCCUAGCUGGUAUCUGAUGGGUUGUCUACAUCUGUCCACCUAGACUAGCCAUUGCUGUCAGGACACAUGAUUCCUUUUACUAUUGGGGUGCCUAAAAACCAAACUCAACAACUGAAUUUUGUCCCUCUGUAGCCACAACACCUGGUGCUUGAACCCCUGACCCCACAUGUACAUUUCCCAACAUCUUCCCAAGGACCUCCCUCACUCAGACCUCCUUUUAGCUUUCUUUGUCAACUCCAAGUCUGGUCCUCAUCCUCUGUGAGUACCAGAUAGAAAUAUAUUGACUUUCCAUGCCUAAAUUGCAUGGCUUGAAGUUCCCCCUAGUUUGAAUGCUGAAAAUUAACCACCUCAAUUUUUGGGCAGUGAAACUACUCUGUAUGAGACUAUAAUGAUGCAUAGGCCCCAUAACACAUUUGUCCAGACCCACAGAAUGUACAAUGCUGAGAGUGGACCCAAACGAAACUGUGAACUUUGGGGGAUAAUGACACGUCCACGUGGGGUCAUCAGUUGUAACAACAGUGGAUGUUCCGCUGAGGGAUGUAGGUAGUGGGGGAGGCUGUGCAUGGAGUGAGAACAGGGUGUCCAGGAACUCUCUGUACCUUCAACUCUGCUGUGAAGCUACAAUGGCUCAAAAAAAUAAAGUUUUUAAAACAAAUUAA
Nyctereutes procyonoides (raccoon dog) is the source of this 1640-nucleotide messenger RNA. It is a transcript of the gene PLAAT4, whose product is annotated as phospholipase A and acyltransferase 4. Gene Ontology annotation, biological process: N-acylphosphatidylethanolamine metabolic process. Bases 83 to 568 code for a protein of 161 amino acids. Gene Ontology annotation, cellular component: cytoplasm. The transcript is spliced from 4 exons. The record is from RefSeq and is a predicted model, not a curated record. Gene Ontology annotation, molecular function: glycerophospholipid phospholipase A1 activity; A2-type glycerophospholipase activity. NCBI's taxonomy places the organism in Eukaryota, Metazoa, Chordata, Mammalia, Carnivora, Canidae.